This is a messenger RNA of Amoebophrya sp. A120, 1038 nucleotides long. The record is from the annotation of a GenBank genome assembly. Lineage: Eukaryota; Dinophyceae; Syndiniales; Amoebophryaceae.
AUGGUGCGUGUGAACAAGAUCAAGCUGAACCAGGUGGUCAGCAAGGCCAAGAGCGUGCGUAAGGCCGCCAAGAACAAGCCGCAGAAGCUCCGCAAGUCUCUGACUCCGGGCACCAUCGCCAUUGCCCUCACGGGGCAGUUCCGCGGCUCCCGCGUCGUCGUGCUGAAGCAGCUCGAGAAGAGCGGUACUUGUUGUUUGGUUUUUGUAGACACUGAAAUGGCAGAGGCAGCAGACACGCAUGAGCGAUGUGGUAUUGGUGCAUGACAUAGUGCCGUUUUUGUUUCUAAAUCUAAAUUUUCUAAAUCCAAAAUCUCAGGUUUGUUGUUGGUCACCGGACCUUUCAAGGUCAACGGAAUUCCGCUCCGUCGCAUGAACGCUCGGUAUGUGAUCGCCACCUCUACCAAGGUCGAUGUCUCCGGCAUUGACACCAAGAAGUUCGAUGACGCUUACUUCAAGCGUGACGACAAGUCCGGCAAGAAGGGUAAGAUUUUUUUGAUUGAUUUUGGUUCCGCUUUUCUUGGAAUUUUGAAAAUUGAUCGAGCGUCGGUAAUGCUGCAUAUCAUAAGUGCAGCUGAAAACUAAACGCAAUUUUCUCGCUUUUUCACAUCACAGGUGCCGCCGCGUUCCUGGACAAGGGCAAGAAGUCCGAGUUGUCCGCCGCCAAGAAGGCCGACCAGGCUGCUGUCGACGCGAAGAUCGUCGCCAAGUUGGACGCCACCAUGAAGAAGUACAUGAAGUCCAAGUUCGCUCUCUCCAGCGGACAGAUGGCACACGAGCUCAAGUUCUAAAUGUGGUCAUUUAGAGGUGGUCACGACAUUGUGUUGCGCAGAAGAAAGAGUGCGGAACUUUUAUACUGAGCGCAUCUUUUGAUUGUUGGACAUUGAGGAUAAUGAUGAACUGAGCCCUAGCCAAUACCGAAAAAUUUUUUCUCGCUUCUUGCGCUCCUCUUCCGUGUCUGUCUCUGCACCGCACGGCAUGAUGCUGUUCUCUGUUUCGUGAAUCUUUGAAGUGCAAUUGAGAAAUCCUUUCUUGAGGCGG